UUAACUUAUUUGUCUGUCAGUCAGAUGGAAAAAAACAAUGUGAAUUUGUGAGUGAGUGAUAAGUAAAAAUAUGUCUAAAUCUAAAAGUUGAUAGGCCUCCAUGAAGAGAAUUAUUGAACAAAAAAACGCGUUCAUAACUGAACUUAUGAACGACGGUGGGGGAACAAUGCCACACAUAGAGAAGAUGCAAGCGCGAACAGGGAAGGAGACAAUACAUUCUGGUCAUUUCAUGGUGUCGCACUUUGAAGCUGAGGCCCAAGAUGAUUUCGAUGAUUUGGCCGUGCCCGUACCAGAUGAAGAACAAAAUGUUCAAAAAGUGUCAGUGGUGGCGACGUACACGGUUCCAGGGUCCAAAGAACCUCCCUCCUUGUUUGAUAAAGAAGAUAGUAAACAACAUCAACAGCUUUCCAUUGAGAUAUCCCUUACAAAGUUAUUUAAAUGUAUGACUUUGGCCUACAGACAAAAACUAACUUCACCUAAAUGGAAUCGUUUUAAAGGUAUAAAACUUCGGUGGAAGGACAAGAUCAGAUUGAACAACGUCAUAUGGAGAUGCUGGCACAUGCAGUUCAUUAAGAAACAAAAUACGCUGGUGUGCCAGUUUGCGUCGCCGUUGGAUGUGGAUACUCAUGUUAAGCCAGAGACAACAAUAUUAGAGGGGAAGUACUGGAAACGUAGAGCGGAAGCAGUUAUAGCAGAAUAUAAAAAAUGGCGAAUGUUUCAUAUAAUGCGUCUCCUGGGCAAAGGGGACACCUCCGUCCAGGAUGCGAUAUCGGACAUGGACACGGUGGAGUCGUUCUCGCAGUGCAGCGACUUCGCGGCGAACAUGCUCACGGACGAGGACUACCUGACCUUCAUGAGUGACACUCUCUUCUCUACCAUAUCCAGCCACCAGCCGUUCGCGUUCCCGGACCCGAGGGAGAUCGCUAGAGGUGCCAGCUUAGCAGACUUCAUUCAACCAAGUUUAGGCCCACUUCAACCUAAUCUUGACGAUUUUAUGGACACAUUGGAGCCUCUCCAAGACCUACUCUCAACUCCACGCCUGCCGCCGGUGCCCGAGGAACCAGCUCUUCCGGCCGAAGACAACAUGUUCCGAAACAGUAUGAACGUGGACUCGUAUGGGCACGGCUACGACUUGUCCGCCUCGCACGCCAACGCCACCAUGCCCCCCAGCCAGAUGACCAUUCACGGUUCUCCCAAUAAUACUCAAAUGAUGUCGAUGUCUGAUCAAACUGUAAAGAACGAGCAUAUGCAUAUGUACGACAACAACCGGUUGUUCGUGCAGACGGACAUGCAGAACAACAUGAUCAACCAGGAGGUCAUGCCGUACUCGUAUGAACAAAGCUCGCCUCAAGCCCAAACAAGUCAGAUGCAGAAUAACGUGUUUGAGCCCAAACGCGUUCAGUAUACGUCUAAAAUUAUAUCACAACCAGAUCCCGCCUACAAAUAUAACACAGUUGUGCCACCCUCCCAAACGGCACCAGAAACUGUGUCACUACUGCAGCAACCAGUGCAAAAUCAAAAGUACGCUUCCACCAUCGUCAUUCAGGGUCGAAGCGGUUAUACUCGAGAAAAACCACGGCCGAGGCUGGCCAUGUACUCGAGUCAGCUUCCAAACAACCAAUAUACGAACUAUGGGCAACAUAGCCCGAACUCGCAGGUUGACAGGACGCAGGCGAGGCCACAGCCGAUGCACUACUUACAGCCGAACCCAGUGGAAUCGUACAAAACGAAGCCGACGAACACUGUCAAUGCGCGUUCGUUCAAGAUGCCUUCGCCGCCACUGUCUAAUUCUUCGCAACAGCAGGGUACGUCAACCGCGGCGCGGAACAAGGAUCAAUACCGCUCGCACAGCUUACCCCUGGGCGCGCAGCUCAACGCUGACUGGACGGUGAGCGCGCCCGCCCCCGCCCCCGCGCCCGCUCUCGCGCCCGCGCCCGCUCCCGCCCCCGCGCACCUGCAGACGCACGAGGCCGCCGCCGCUGCCGCGCAAAGGCAUAGCGCUAGGGCACGCGAGCUAAGCACGGGCACCCUUCGAAUCCGCUCGCGCUCAACCUCAAGCGGCCUGCUAGACGCGGCGGGCGGCACGACGGGCGCGCGCCGCCCGCCGCCGCUCUGCAGCGUGGCCUCCGAGCCCGCGCUGCCGCAGGCCAGCGUCAUGCUCGCGCAGCUGCUGAGCGCGCAACACUCACAAAGUGUAUACAAAGUAAACAGCCCCGCGGACGACGGCGACCCGAAGUCCCCGCAGCGGCGCGGGCAGCCGUCGCCCAUCGGCAGCGACGUCAUGUCCCCCCACCAGAGCCUCUCACCUCCCGUGUCUCCUGACGGCGAGCGAGCCGGCUCCCCCCGCGAAGCGCGCCGCACGCACAUGCACGCAGAACAGAAGCGACGCUACAACAUCAAGACCGGCUUCGACACGCUGCAGGCGCUCAUACCCCACCUCAACGCCAACCCCGCCGCUAAGAUAAGCAAAGCUGCCAUGCUACAAAAAGGAGCAGAGUACAUAAAACAGUUGAAAGCUGAGAGAAACCAAAUAAAAGAGGAAAUGGAAAGUUUACGACAGCAAAUCGAAUGUUUGAACAAUUCCAUAUCCAACUGCCACUCGCUGCUGCCGGCGACGGGCGCGCCGGUGUCGCGCGCGCGCGCCGGGCGCCUGCGCGAGAUGUUCGCGCGCCACGUGGCCUCGCGCACCAUGCACACUUGGAAGUAUUGGCUGUUUAGCGUGGUGUGCGCGGCGCUGGUGGACUCGUUCAGCGCGUGCGUGUCGUGCGGCAGCGGCGCCGACCUCGUGCGCACCACGCUGCUGUGGGCCGAGCAGCACUGCUCGCUCGUCGAGAUGCGGCCAGCGGUCCUAAACUCCCUCCGCGUGCUAUGCACCACCACCGACAUCCUGUCGGCGCCCGAGCGGCUGCCGGAGGAGGCGCGCGCCGCCGCGGCCGGCAGCGCCGCCGUCAAGACCGAGCCCACAUAACACAAGGCCCAAGGGCUAGCCCUCCACUUGUACGGGUACACGCUGCUGCACUUGUCUGUACCGAAUACUCUUGCUGAGAUAGUUGGCUCACUGCCUGAGGGAGAAGAGGAACGGUCGCCAGUAAUGUGAAUGGUCAGUGAUCAAGAAUUGUUAUAUGGAUCUCUGUCACACGUGUAUUUUAUAUUUCCUGAGGAAAUAGUUGAUAGCACGUCGCUUCUCCGUCGGCAGUGGGACGGCUGCCUGUAUUUUCCUAGAAAAUAAUACAGAUGUAGUACAAGAUGUUUGGUGAGAGUGAUAUGUUGUGGAAUUGUUACACGAAUUUUUAGUCGUAGGUUUUUCUUGAUGCGAGUGCUCUAUUGAACGAAAUGUACCUGUUGUCUGUUGUACUUAUAUCGAUCAUCAUUAGAUUAUUUUUGUUAAUUUAAUCAUCCACUUAUGCCACUUCUUUAUUUCUUUCACUUGUUGAAUCUGGCACGUCUUCAUUUACCGCUUUAUAACUAGAGAUGUAUAUUUAUGUAACUAAAUUCUUAAAACACGUAUAUUUUUAAUAUCGUCUCACUCAAUACUCAGGUGACAAGUUAAUUCGAUGAACUUUAAUAUUGUUCUCGCAUCGCGAAUAUCUCGUGACUGUCUCUUUGCCGGCUGCAUUGUUUCUAAUAUCGACGUACGACCAAAGUCCUACAGAAAAUAUACACCGUUUUAUAUUUCAAACAUAAGUAGUGAAUAGUUUUGCUAGUAUUUGUCCUUACUCGCUGAAGCAUUUAGACUUUGUUACAUCUAUGACUAAUGUAGUAUUUCUUUGUUGUUGUGGAGUAAGUGAAAUGUUUCAUGUCUAGUAUUUUCACACGGUGUUUGUGAUCUCACUCAGUUCCAAUUUGAUGAAGCAGCAAAAAUAUGUUUUUAAUAUUUUUUUACAUAAUCAUACUAGUGAGUAUAAUGUUACUCGUAGAACUUUGAAUAAAUUAUAUUCUCGUUUGUUGCUAUUUAUUCUUAGUUAACUUGUUGGAAUUACAACUGCCGUUUCCUUUACUGCACUAGCGUGAAUUAGAAACAACGUGUAGGAUGUUUUUACUAAUCCCUGGCCGGCGAAGAGAGUAAUAUUACCUACAUAGUUAUGUUGUAUGGUCUUUUUUUAGGCACAUAAUGUACAAAUACCUCAUGAAAUAAUUUAUAUACAUUACAAUUAAUAUAAAAAAAUAUUUCGAUGGAUAUUUAUAACUUUUUUUAUGCAAAGGGCUCGAAACAUAAUUAUGCCACUUUAGAAAAUUAUUCGUGAUUAUACUGAUUCCAGCGGCGGUAUCAUGGUCGCAUUUUUAUCACUUGUUAUACGUCACUUUCGCACUUACAUACUUGUUAGAUCGUGACAGGCAUGAUGACAGAUGAUGAAAAACCGACCAUCUUAGCCCUACAGGUGUCUUCAUUGUUAAUGCUUAAUAUUUUAUACGUAUUCAAAAGUAAGAGGUAUUUGCACACAAAAUUAUAUUGGUGAUUGGCGAGUGUGCAAAAUAUUGGUGUUCACUUGCAAUUGAAUGAAUAUUCAACAACGCACAAAAUUAUUGAAGUGUAAGCCGGCCCCACGCCAGUGGAUUACGAUUCGUGUAAAGCCUGACAUUAAGGUACUUAAAUUUUAGAAUCCAAGGACGGUGAUAGGUGAUCUAGAAAAAUUUCUUGAACAGAACAUUUCUAGUUCUCUUUUACAGCAAUAGGGGGUAUUACUGUAAUGUUCUGCCGCGAGAGCGCAGCACCAGCACAUGUUGUAAACCGUAGAGAAACGUAUACAUGCUAUGCCAUAAACAGUUUUUUGAGAAGUUUUCACAAAGACAUUGAUGCAUCAAGGCGGUUGGUUCACACAGAGCCUAACGCGAACCGCAAAAAUCGAAAUUUCGUUAUCUGCUUCUGGAUCGCUCGAAUAUGUAAGAGUGAUAGUGAAAAUGCGAAAUCUCGAUUGUUGUGCUUCGCGGGAGGCCCUCAGUAUGUGCUAGUGGCGCUCUCUACGCAGAGUUUCGCGUAAUAUUUUCUAUUCGAAAAAAAAACCAGUAGCAGCACUUCUGGCAGCUGAACUUUUUCGAUGUCAAAUCUUCACCAGACAAUAUUGGAGGAAGUAAUUGCCACAACUUACAUUAUGCUCGAAUAUUACUGAAUUUGGAGUGUAAAUAUAUCUGUAUAUAUUUGAUUUAACGAUGUGGCGUUAAUCUAGUGCCUUUAACUGACGUUUUGUCAGCCUGCAACAAGGGUGAUUUUUUUAUGUUUUUACCAAAGAAGUAGUAGUUUUCAGUUAUGUAUGAUAAUGAUAUAUUAUAUUAACAAGCACACGACGUACCUAGAUCAGACAUUGUGAACUAUACCCGUCCUCCCCGGCGAGCCGUGAAUGCCAAUACUUAUAGUACGAUAAGAGAAAAUGAAUUUAAUGAUGUCGAGAUUUAUUUAGACUAAAUUGUAAGUAUAUUUACGUAAGUGCCUACUUUAAGUAAAUAUUUUUAUAUGGAUUGUGUGGUUACACAAAUGUUUUAUAUUUAUAUAUAUAAAUCGGUGCCAACGUAAAUAUAUUGUUGUAAUUUGUUAUGUAGUGAUAUAAUUUUAUGAUGUAUCGUUGUCUCCGAGGGCGCCCGCGGCGCGAGCUUUAACAAGGAAUGUGCAAUUGUUGUUCUAUCGGAAUACAGUUUGGAAACAAAACCA
Messenger RNA from Cydia pomonella (codling moth), 5644 nucleotides. It is a transcript of the gene Mondo, whose product is annotated as carbohydrate-responsive element-binding protein. Lineage: Eukaryota; Metazoa; Arthropoda; Insecta; Lepidoptera; Tortricidae. The record is from RefSeq and is a predicted model, not a curated record. The transcript has 17 exons. Gene Ontology annotation, molecular function: protein dimerization activity; RNA polymerase II cis-regulatory region sequence-specific DNA binding; DNA-binding transcription factor activity, RNA polymerase II-specific. Gene Ontology annotation, cellular component: nucleus. Bases 101 to 2968 code for a protein of 955 amino acids. Gene Ontology annotation, biological process: regulation of transcription by RNA polymerase II.